AUGUCAUACAGAACAUACAACGAAUUGUGGGCACUGGCCCAGUCUAUUCUGGACGAAACGACCAAGGCGGAUUCGAACCUGCUGACUUGUAAAAUCAACAAAGACAGAGAGGUAGUGUUCGCCGAACUGACCGGCGUCAUGGUCGGUUAUAUAUCGGCCAUCAACAAGCUGGACGAGUGCUACGAUCAGGUAGUGCAACCACAAAAACGUCUUGUCAUCAGAAGCGUUCUCGAAUUAUCCGUGGGCCGUUAUUUGGAACUCAAAAACGACAUGGUGAAUUUGAACUAUAACGAGUUCACGUACUUGGACGCGGCUGUGGCCCAACGAAGGCUGCUCCCCCGGGACGUGGAACUGACGAUUCCGACGCACUACCGAAACGAACGGGCCGACGCGAUCCUGUGGCAGGACAAGUUCAUCGACGACACGCUUAAGAAAACCGGGUUCUACGAAGAGCGGCCGGUUGAGGCGGUCAUGCCGGUCAGGCAGGCCAUACUGUUGAUCCAGCGACACGAGCGGGCCCGGCAAGGUCGGAUGCGGGCCCAAUUCAUGAAGGAGGUGAGGGCCAUGAACAAACCGGACGCGGGCGAAGUAGAGCUCACGGACGCGGCGAGGAAGGCGGCCAUGAAAAUCCAGCGAGUUUGGAGGGGGUUUAUUACCAGACGGAAAAUCAGAAGCCGAGUGGUCGAAGAGAUGCUACUGAUCGGCAUGCUGCCGCCCAACACGAUCGACACGGAGGAACGGCAAAGGGCGGAUGAAGUUAAGCGGGCCAGGCGAGCCGUGCAGACAAUCAGGCGGGGGGAGUACGAACGAGCGUUGUUAGAGGAAAAAGAAAAAAUUAAGCCGCACGUUAAAGAGAAAAUGAAGGAAGAUAUCAGGGACGAGGUGAGGGCUUGGUACAUGGGCGUCAAGUCGCAAACAGGUAAGUUCCCAGAUUUGCCAUCUGAAGAGAGCGGAGGGUCGGCGGUCAUCUACACCAGGUACAAGACGGCCAGUUCUGUCAGCAAAUCCACCAGCCAGUCGUCGUCCAAAGGCACCAAAAGUCACAAGAGCAAGUCGAUAACGAGCGCGGGCAAGGAGAUCAAAGAAGAGAAAAAGAAAAAGUCGGACGACGAAGAAGCUGGGUUUAAAAUGACCCCGUCUAAUUUCUUACAGGAACUUAUGCUGGUCAGUUCGGAGUACGACGAAGUAUGGAAGGGAAUGGACGAGACAAACAAUAUCGGCCAGAGGCAUAUAGAGAGUAUCGUGAGAGCCCAAAAAGUCGCCGAGGUGGAACGCGAACUUCGGAAGCUUGUCGACGUGCAAUUAAGAGCCGAAUUAGAGAUAUUACAAAAUGCGUUGGACAAAGACAAUGCGAUACGAGUGAAGAGAUCGAAAAAACAGAAAAAAGUAAAAAGAAGCAGUAAAAAAACGAAGAAAAAACGUGACAAGGACUUAACUCCCGACAGAACGCUGGAAUCACUUUUUGAAGAACUAGUGAUGAACGGCAUCAUUCACAAAUACCCGAACGUGAGCUUGUCGUCGUUUAAAUGUGACACUUCGUUGGCCGCGUGCGACGUUAUGCGUUGGGACAACGAUCCCAAUCCCACGCUUGGCGAUGUCCGACAGGCUGUCCGAGACUACUGCAUACUGCCGAUGCUGAGCAAAGAGAUACACCAGGCCAGCCCCGUAGUGCGGUCCGUGCUUAUCGCCGGCGUACGCGGAUCCGGUAAGCACACGCUAGUGAACGCCGUGUGCACCGAGCUCGGCGCCACACUGUUCGAUUUGACGUCGGCAAACAUUGUGGGCAAGUAUCCUGGAAAAUCCGGACUGACCAUGCUGUUGCAUCUCAUCAAUAAAGUAGCCAGGUUGUUAGAGCCGGCUGUCAUUUACAUAGAUGAUGCGGAAAAAACGUUUAUGAAAAAAGUGCCAAAAACCGACAAGACUGACCCAAAAAGAUUGAAAAAAGACCUGCCCAAGCUCAUCAAAGCUAUCGGUCCUACGGACAGGAUAUUACUUUUGGGAACGUCCUGUUGCCCUUGGGACUGCGACCAGAAAUCCUUAGCGGCUACAUACGGCAAAAUGAUUGUCAUCCCGCGUCCGGACUACGCCAGUCUGUACCACAUUUGGAACGACCUGUUGUUCCAGUACAGCGGACUCAGUAGAAAAUUCGACGUCAGUAUGUUGGCCAAGUUAUCCGACGGCUACAGCAUCGGAACCAUAAUCAAAGUUUUGCAUGAGGUGAUGACUUGUAAGAGAGUGUUGCAAUUGACCAUUCGCCCUCUGAUGCACGUCGAAAUCUUAAACGCACUCGCUCGACACGAUCCUGUGUAUAAAGAAGAGGAGGAAGCAUUCGUCCAGUGGUAUUCUAGGACGCCGCUGGGUCGCAAAAAGCAAAAAGCAUUGGAAGCCGAAGUGGAAAGGCGGAUGUUAGAAAAUGAAAAGCACUCUGUUAUUAAAUAA
Messenger RNA from Adelges cooleyi (spruce gall adelgid), 2439 nucleotides. RefSeq names its product dynein regulatory complex protein 11. The coding region runs from base 1 to 2439 and encodes 812 amino acids. Lineage: Eukaryota; Metazoa; Arthropoda; Insecta; Hemiptera; Adelgidae. The record is from RefSeq and is a predicted model, not a curated record. Gene Ontology annotation, molecular function: protein binding; ATP binding; ATP hydrolysis activity. The transcript is spliced from 8 exons.